UCGCGCGCUGGCCUCUAGAUGACCAACAAGCCCCGGCAGCAGCAGCAGCGAGUGCAGAUAGCUUGAAGCUAACGCCAGCUAUCAUAACAUUAUCAGCACCCGUCGGGGGGGUUUAAUCGGCCGUUGGGUUGCUCGCUCGCCAGAGGCUGGAUUCACUGGCCAAACAUGCAGAAAUAUGAAAAGCUUGAAAAAAUCGGGGAGGGCACCUAUGGGACCGUUUUCAAGGCUAAAAACAGAGAAACCCACGAAAUCGUGGCUCUGAAAAGGGUCCGGUUGGACGACGACGACGAGGGGGUGCCAAGUUCUGCUCUGAGAGAAAUCUGCCUUCUGAAGGAACUGAAGCAUAAAAACAUUGUCAGACUACACGAUGUCCUGCACAGCGACAAGAAGCUCACCCUGGUGUUUGAAUAUUGUGAUCAGGAUUUAAAGAAGUAUUUUGACAGCUGCAAUGGGGAUCUGGAUCCUGAAACUGUGAAGUCCUUCAUGUACCAGCUGCUGAAAGGCCUCGCUUUCUGUCACAGUCGAAACGUUCUUCAUCGAGAUCUGAAGCCACAGAAUCUGCUCAUCAACAGAAAUGGAGAGCUGAAGCUGGCUGACUUUGGGUUGGCUCGCGCCUUCGGCAUUCCCGUCAGGUGUUACUCUGCAGAGGUGGUGACUUUGUGGUACCGGCCUCCGGAUGUGCUGUUUGGGGCAAAGCUUUAUUCAACCUCUAUUGACAUGUGGUCUGCUGGAUGCAUAUUUGCUGAGCUGGCCAAUGCGGGGAGACCUUUAUUCCCCGGGAACGACGUGGACGACCAGCUGAAGAGGAUCUUCAGGUUGUUGGGUACUCCGACCGAGGAGCAGUGGCAGACGAUGACGAAGCUGCCCGAUUACAAGCCGUAUCCCAUGUAUCCUGCCACCACCUCGCUGGUGAACGUGGUUCCCAAACUAAGUAGCACAGGACGGGAUCUACUGCAGAACCUGUUAAAAUGUAACCCUGUCCAGAGGAUCUCUGCAGAAGAGGCCUUGCAGCACCCGUACUUUGCCGAUUUCUGCCCCCCCUAAUCGCUAAACGGUUACUCGCCUGAACGCCGCCCCCAGAAUCAGUGGUCCUUCAGUCUGAACUCCACGAGGAUCGCUCACAAACACCCCCCCCCUUCAUUCUGCUGUGCCUCUGGGUGGAAAGUCCUGUUGGCGCCGUGAGGUUUAGCUCUUUAAAAGCCUUUUUGCAUUUGCUACACUGGCACGUCUGAGGUAAUUAGCACUGUGUGUUGCAUUGAUUCCAUUUUAGACUCGUGGAACAAGACGCCCCAUUAAAUGCUCCCGUUAAUAGUUCAUAAAACGUAAUGAUGAACUAUAUUGGCCAUAAAACACAAAUGAUGUAUUUAUUUUGAUGAGGAUCAUAUAAAUCUAGUUAUUAGAGAACUGCCUGGGUGGACAGAAUAAUGGUGACGCUGUUUCUCAGUGAUCUGAGACGCAUCAGUGUAGCAGUCUGUCCCUUACAGAAAACACAUGUGGCUUCUGCUGCAUCUUUUGGGCGACGAGAGACCACCGAUUUCUGGGGGCAGCGAAUGUUAACAUCACUAUUUCAAAGUUAAAUUAAAUUAAUUCAUGUGUAAGUUUUGGAAUCCCAAGUAAGGGUAUUCAUCAUUUCAUUCAUUUCAAAGGUUUUGAAUCAAUUUGACAUUUUUAGGAUUUGUAUUUUUUUGUAUGACUUUAUUAUACAAGUCUGUGAUUUCCAAACUACUGUAUGUGAUUUGGUACUAACUUCUUUCCUUGACAGAAUUACUUCAUUAUCAAUUUCUAUUAAUAUUGACAAAGUAUUCCUAUUGGAAACUAUUCCCCAUUCAUACGAACUGUGACGCUUAACAUGUUCACUUCGUCUGCUUUGAACGGACUAAAAACCAUUAAAAUGACUAAUUGGUAGCAAGUGUAGCAGCGGAGCAGUAAUCAGCACCAAACCACAUACUUAUUUCCAGGAGAUUAUUACGCAAUUACAGACCUGUAAAUUACACGGUUACAUUUAGUUUUUACUUACAAUCGACGUCGUUCUCACCAACAGUAACACUCUUUGUCCCAUUUCCUUUCACACGAUUGUAAAAUAGCACGAGAAGCUAAUUUAUGAUAUUAUUUUUUCUCAGGCUUUUUAAUUUUCCCUUUUGUAUUUGUCUUUUGUGCACUUUGUUACUUUUAUUUUAAUGUUUAGUAUAUGAGUAUUAAAUGUGGUGAACACUGACGGAUGGAUUAUAGCCGGUUAUCAACACACACACACACACACAUCUAGAUAUGUGUGUGUCCAUUAGUGACACAUGACUUUGUUUUUUUAACAUCAUCUGUAUCAUAAUUAAUCUUUUAGCUUUAUUAAAAUGCUUUUGUAAUUGUUAAAAUAGAAGAAUCCAGAGAAUCGACGGAGAAUCUGUAUUUUCAUACAAUUGUUUUGCACCAUCGGCUGUUUCCAUCCCGGUAACUUAUUUUACUGACGUUGUUAAGAGCUCUCGGUGUUAUUUGACAGCCGGCGUGACGAGUUGUGUUUGACGAACAGGGAAAGGAUUUAUGUUCGUUUUGCUGAGGAUGUAACCGGGGUAACGGAUGCAUGUAUUUAUUAAUCUGCCCAUUUGUGUCGCAUUCGUUCAAAGGCACCGCGGCUUCAUUCGGUACAGAAACUCCUUCUCAAUGAUUUAAUGUGACUCGGAUCAAAAAGAAGAAGCAUCUUUUAGGACUUAAAUGUCUAACGGUUGUGUGUGUGUGUGGAUCAAGUUACACUGAUGAAAACAAGGCAUUUCCUCCUGAUGACGGCACAUUUCAGACACACUGCUUGGUUUUCAAUGAACGAUGGAUUUUUGCACUUUGUUUGGUCUUUUUGGUGUCCAUGUCAGCCAGUACGAUGAGCAGAGAGGACAUAAAGACGUUUCUGCUUUUGAUAUUGCCGGUUCAUUCUUGACCUUUUUGGUGCGUGAAGUGUGAGCUGCAGCGGCUCUUCUCCUCCCGUCCCCCUCCCGUCAGGCUGAAGGAACGACCCCCAAAAGCCUAAAAUGAGUCCAAAUUCUGCUCUUCUGGUGACGUCGACUCGCCGGCGUUUUUGUUGUUUGGUUGGACGCCUGAAAUAAGGUCUUUGGUUAAAGCAAAUUGAACAGAUGUGAAUGUUUUGCUGUAAUAUAUCAAUCAUGAUACGUUUGCGUAAUAAAAAGAGGCGUUGCUGCGUGACUGAAAACAAA
Messenger RNA from Gasterosteus aculeatus aculeatus (three-spined stickleback), 3194 nucleotides. RefSeq names its product cyclin dependent kinase 5 (gene cdk5). Gene Ontology annotation, cellular component: nucleus; cytoplasm. Gene Ontology annotation, molecular function: cyclin-dependent protein serine/threonine kinase activity; ATP binding. Gene Ontology annotation, biological process: axonogenesis; protein phosphorylation; synaptic vesicle transport. Lineage: Eukaryota; Metazoa; Chordata; Actinopteri; Perciformes; Gasterosteidae. The record is from RefSeq and is a predicted model, not a curated record.